UUACAGAUAAUCACUACUCAUAUUUUAAAAAUUUCAGCUACUAAUAAACUAUUUGGUCAUUAGUAAUUUGAAAGAAUGAGGGCCUUUGGUGAAAAAAAGACAUCCAACGCAAAAUCCUCCCUUUCAAACCCCUUAAUUUGUUUCUUAACGGGUUCGGAUCUCUUUCUUCUCAAAUGCUGAUAGCUUCUCGCUGCUUACGCAUCAGAAAACCACAGGUACUCUCACCUCCUCUCUCUCACCCCUUCUCCUCCUCCUCCUUCCAUCCUUUGAUCCAUACAAGCACCCUUAGAAUCUCCACCGUCCAAAGAGACAUCAGCGCUGAUCCCAAGACAGCCUUCACCAACCAAACCAUCACCCGGCUCGCCAACAAUGGCAGAAUCCCUGACGCCCGUCACCUGUUCGACCAAAUGCCUCACAGAGAUGUCAUCACUUGGACCGCCCUCAUCUCCGCCUACAUCCGCUGCGGCAUGCUCCGUGAGGCUCGUGCUCUCUUCGACCGCCCUGAUGCCCAGAAGAACGUCGUCACUUGGACCGCUCUCCUCUCCGGCUACGUCCGCUCCAAGAGAAUCCUUGAAGCUGAGGAUAUCUUUAAGCGAAUGCCCGAGAAGAAUGUUGUUUCUUGGAACACUAUGAUGUCUGGAUAUGCUGAGAAUGGGCUUGUUGAUAAGGCGUGUGAGGUGUUUGAUAAUAUGCCUGAGAGAAAUGUGGUGUCUUGGAACACUAUAGUGACGGCAUUGUGUCAGUGCGGGAGGGUGGAAGAAGCUUGGGCGAUGUUCAGGAGGAUGGUACAUAGAGAUGUUAUUUCAUGGACAGCGAUGGUUGCUGGAUUUGCGCAGAAUGGGAGGGUUGAUGAUGCACAAAAGCUGUUUGAUGAAAUGCCGGAGAGAAAUGUUGUGUCUUGGAAUGCAAUGAUUUCUGGUUACACACAGAAUUCACAGCUUGACAAAGCUCUUGAGCUUUUUGAUAAAAUGCCGGAGAGGGAUAUUCCAUCGUGGAACACAAUGAUCACCGGUUUGAUACAGAACGGUGAAUUGGUAAAGGCGAGGCGUUUGUUUGAUCGAAUGAAUGAGCGGAAUGUGAUCACAUGGACGACGUUGAUCACAGGGUAUGAGCAAGAUGGGCAGAAUGAGACGGCGGUUAAUGUGUUCUUGGAAAUGCAACGAGACUGUGUUCGGCCUAACCAAGGGACGUUUGUCAGUGUUUUAGCUGCCAUAAGUAAUUUGGCGGCGCUUGCCAUCGGCCAACAAGUUCAUCAGAUCAUAAACAAGACUAGUUUUCAGUUCAGUUCUUUCGUAGAAUCAGCUCUGAUCAGUAUGUACUCGAAAUGCGGUGAAUUAUUCACAGCGAGAGAGUUGUUUGAUUUGUCAAGUCAUAAGGAUUUGGUGUCUUGGAACACAAUGAUCGCCGCAUAUGCGCAUCAUGGACAUGGUAUGGACGCGGUAAAAUUGUUCGAUGAAAUGAAGAUGACUUCAUUUAAACCAGAUGAUGUCACUUACGUCGCUUUGCUCUCAGCAUGUAGCCAUUCAGGUUUGGUUGAUGAGGGGCUUAGAAUUUUCAAAUCUCUUGUAAGUGACGAGUCAAUUAAUGUACGAGAAGAUCACUAUGCUUGUUUGGUAGACCUUUGCAGUAGAGCGGGAAGGCUUGAAGAAGCUACAAGGUUUAUCAAAGGCCUUAAGAAUAAACAAUCAUCGGCAUGUGUAUGGGGAGCUCUUCUAGGUGGUUGUAAUGUACAUGGUAAUGAAAACAUCGGUGAAUUAGCUGCGAAAAAAUUGUUGGAGAUAGAACCAAACAAUGCCGGAACAUAUCUGUUGCUGUCAAAUAUUUAUGCAUCUGCGGGGAAAUGGAAAGAAGCUGCCAAUGUUAGGCUCAGAAUGAAAGAUAGAGGAUUGAAAAAACAACCUGGUUGCAGUUGGAUCGAAAUUGGCAAUCGUGUUCAUGUGUUUACAGUGCGUGAUAAAUCGCAUAAUCGAUCUGAGUUAAUAUAUAGUUUGGUGCAAGAUCUUCAUCACAAGAUGAGUGUUUCUGAUGAUUAUGCAUUGGAUUUUGAUGAUUUAGUGGUUGUUAAUCAUCAAGUAGAAUGAGAAAAAAUUUCAGGAAUAAUUAAUGAUACAGAUUUAAAUGCAUCAAGGUUGUAUAAUGAU
Molecule: messenger RNA, 2141 nt
Organism: Dioscorea cayenensis subsp. rotundata (Guinea yam)
Lineage: Eukaryota; Viridiplantae; Streptophyta; Magnoliopsida; Dioscoreales; Dioscoreaceae
Product: pentatricopeptide repeat-containing protein At2g35030, mitochondrial
Exons: 1
Coding region: 174-2081 (635 amino acids)
Biological process (GO): RNA modification
Molecular function (GO): protein binding; RNA binding
Source: RefSeq, a predicted model, not a curated record